UGAGGCAGUAGGAAUGUACGUACUGAAGAAGUCUAGUUUCGUAUCGCGUUCGAGUGGUUUCUAAACCGUAUUCGGUGAUAAAACGUUUAUGCUAAUAGUUCGAAUACAUUAGUUCGUUUAUGCGGAUAAUCCGAAUAUUAUGAAUCUCGUUUUUAUUGGCAUUUGUAAGGAUUGAUAUUGUGUCGUGUACGUUUCGGAAGAUGUUUAGCAAAGCUAAACGAACGCAAAGUUACCUGUCGAAGGAUUCGUCCGUUAAAACGAAGGAGUACUUUACGAGCAAUGGUAAAUUAGUUCGAAGACCGUCAUCGUGGUCUUCGUUCCACAGCCCGCCGGAUUUUUUCCUGAGCAAAAGCGGCAGGGCUGCUGUGAGAUCGAAAAAGGUCGAUCCGGAGUUGAUAUUCACCAAGCAGGAGCGCAUCGGCAAAGGCUCGUUCGGCGAGGUGUUCAAAGGCAUCGACAACCGAACCACCCAGGUGGUGGCCAUCAAGAUCAUCGACUUGGAAGAGGCCGAAGAUGAAAUCGAAGACAUCCAACAGGAGAUCAUGGUCCUGUCGCAAUGCGACAGCCCGUUCGUUACCAAGUAUUACGGAUCCUAUCUGAAGGGUACGAAAUUAUGGAUUAUAAUGGAGUAUUUAGGCGGCGGAUCGGCCUUAGAUCUGAUGAAAGCCGGCAAUUUCGAAGAGAUGCACAUCGCCAUCAUAUUACGAGAAGUAUUAAAAGGUCUGGACUAUCUGCACAGCGAAAGGAAACUCCAUCGCGACAUCAAAGCCGCCAAUGUCCUAUUGAGCGAAAUGGGCGACGUGAAACUAGCAGAUUUCGGCGUUGCUGGUCAACUGACGAACACGACUAGUAAACGGAACACGUUCGUCGGAACGCCGUUUUGGAUGGCCCCCGAGGUGAUCAAGCAAUCGGCGUACGAUUCGAAGGCGGACAUUUGGAGCUUGGGCAUCACGGCCAUCGAAUUGGCCAAGGGCGAGCCGCCCAAUUCGGAGUUGCAUCCGAUGCGCGUGCUCUUCCUCAUACCCAAGAACAAUCCGCCGCAGUUGACGGGCAGUUACAGCAAACAGUUCAAGGACUUCGUCGAGGCUUGCUUGAACAAGGAUCCGGAGAACAGACCCACGGCUAAAGAGCUGCUGAAGUAUCCGUUUAUAAGGAAAGCGAAGAAGAAUUCGUACUUAAUCGACCUGAUUGAUAGGUACAAGAAAUGGCGGUGCACCAGGAACGAGGAGUCUGAAACGGAAUCCGAGAAUUCCGAUUCCGAAGAACCUAAACAAGACAGCGAUCUGGACGAUCCUUGGAUAAUGACCGUUAAAGGUAACAUGAAAUUACCGUUGGAGGAGAUACCUUCAUCAAAUUACAAAGCUGGGAAUAAAGUGCAAAAUGGUUCCGGACCGACGUUGGACAAAUCGCCCCCGAAAGAUUCCAAUCUCAACCACUAUAGGCCUGAAAAAUCCGCAAUAUCGUCGAAAUCGCCGGGAAUGCAGUCUCAGCUCGACAACAGGGACAGCAGGAAAGACAAGGACAGGGACAGAGAAAAGGAAUCGGAGAGGGAACGCGAAAGGCCCGAAUCGAAGGAGAAAGAUAGAAGAAUAUCGAGGGAGUUGAGUCCAUUGGACCAUCGAGGAGAUAGUUUGGGCGCGGACAAAAAGGCUAAUAGGAAGUCCAUAUCGAGGGAGCAUUCGAAUUACAGCGGAAAAAACGAGAGCCGAUCGCCCGUAUUAGGAGGUUUUAUUUAUCCAUUGAUAACGGAAUUGCAGAGAAAGCAUCAGUACAACAGGAGGUCGACGGAAAUGGCGCACAAGUCGAACGAUGCCAUUGAGGAAUUGGAGAACGCGUUCGAAAUUGCCGAGAAAACGAGUCCGGGUAUAAGUGAAAUAUUCAUAUGCGAAUUGGUGCAGAAGCUCGUGCCAUCGAUUUCAGAGCAGAGGCUUAAGGGGGUCUUGGAUAAGGUCAUAAGGGAUACCUUGUAGAAAUAACUCGCAAGAAGAAGCUCUGCUGACCUCUAGUUGUUAAAAUGAGAAUUUAUUAGUUCGGUUAAAAGUUAUUCUCUCGUUAUUUAAAGUUGUUAAUACUUACCAUUUACAUGACAAUAUCUUAUAUCUAUUGAGCUUAUUACUGGUAAAUUUUAAGCGAAAAUUCCUUAUAGAAUAAUAGUCUUCUUUAUUAACACCAUAGUACUUGUUUCCGAGGCAAUUGUAAAACUAAACGCGUAAUAAUUGUCCUCUAUGUAUUACUCACCAAAUUAACUGCGACAGGAUCACACACUUUUUAAAUGGAAAUGCCAGAAAAUUUUAAACGUUUUGAAUUAGAAUCGGUAAGAGUUUUUUUUUUAUAAGUUCGUCGUUUUUUCAGAAAGUUUGCCAUGUCCUCUUGAAAAAUAUUGUACAUAUGUAUAUCUAGAUUGAACUAUAUUCUAUUAUUAAGAUAUUUUUUCUUGCAACGUAUUUUUUUAGAUGUGUAAAUAUAUAACAAUAAAUAGUUAAACUGUU
This is a messenger RNA of Phyllotreta striolata, 2489 nucleotides long. The record is from the annotation of a GenBank genome assembly. NCBI's taxonomy places the organism in Eukaryota, Metazoa, Arthropoda, Insecta, Coleoptera, Chrysomelidae.